This is a messenger RNA of Exophiala viscosa, 1455 nucleotides long. RefSeq names its product major facilitator superfamily domain-containing protein. The record is from RefSeq and is a predicted model, not a curated record. Bases 1 to 1455 code for a protein of 484 amino acids. Gene Ontology annotation, molecular function: pantothenate transmembrane transporter activity. Lineage: Eukaryota; Fungi; Ascomycota; Eurotiomycetes; Chaetothyriales; Herpotrichiellaceae. Gene Ontology annotation, biological process: pantothenate import across plasma membrane. Gene Ontology annotation, cellular component: plasma membrane. The transcript has 4 exons.
AUGGCCAUUUCAAGACUGAAGACGGCCAUCUGGGGUCCGCCUGGAGUCGAGAGAAGCCUUCUGAUGAAGUUGGACUCGACGGUCCUGAUGUAUUUCUCCCUGAUAUGGUUCUUGUUCGGCAUAAAUCGAGCAAGUUAUUCGACAGCAUAUAUCAGCGGCAUGAAGGAAGCCCUGAAGUUCCAGGGCAAACAGUACAAUUACAUGAACACCACCUUCAUUGUCACGUACGCCGUCUUCCAGAUGCCCUCAACUUCACUCUUGACAAUUUUGCGUCCUCGAUAUGUUUUUGUCACUGCAAAUACACUGUGGGCGAUUCUCACCCUGAUCACGUUCCGAGUGGAUCGAGUGUGGCAGCUCUUCGUCUUGAAUGGGUUCGAGGGAGCACUGUCUGCCAUUUGCUAUGUCGGUGCGCACUUCAUUUAUGCUACGUGGUACAAGCAGUCGGAACUAGGCAAGAGAGCGGCUAUCUUUUGCGCGUUCGGGAACGUAGGCAACAUGGCUGGAGGGUGGAUCCAGGCCGCCCUCCUAGGCUCUUUGUCCGGGAAAGGGGGUUUACCAGCCUGGCGGCUCAUUUUUAUCGUUGUCGCCGUAACGACCAUUCCCGUCGCCAUCUUUGGCUGGUUCUUCAUUCCUGACUUGCCAUCUCAUCGAUCUGCGUGGUUCUUGUCCCAAGACGAAAAGGACCACGCUGCUACGAGAUUAGGAUCCACAAGGAAGCAUUCCUGGGACUGGACAGUACUCCAGCGGGUGCUCUUGAGCUGGCAAUUUUGGUUACUUCCCCUGAUCUUCAUGCUAUAUUCUCUGUCUGUUCAGAUGCUACAGAAUAACGUCAUGCAGCUCUGGAUGGCAGGGCGAGGGUAUUCUGUCAUCCAGCAGAACAACUACCCCACCGCCACAUACGCCUGCGGUAUUGUGGCAACAUUCAUUUAUGCAGCGGUCUCAGAUAGACUUCGCUCUCGGUGGCAGGCAUCGCUAUGCGUGGGGUUCACAUUCGUCAUCGGGAGUGCGAUCCUUGUAUCUGGACCUCCGACCGACGCCGGAUACUUUUUUGCCUUCUACCUUAUGGGCACCACCUACGCGCCCCAGGCAUUAUGGUAUUCCUGGAUGGCAGACCUCACCUCACAUGACCUGCAACUAAGAGCCAUUACGACGGGAUUUAUGAACUCCUUUGACUUUGCGUUUGUCAGUUGGUGGCCACUAAUUUUCUAUCCCGUCACUGAUGCCCCCAAUUAUCACAAGGGGUAUGUUGCCAGCUUGGUCACUGGUGCUUUGACAAUCCCGGCAAUUUUGCUCAUCGCUUGGUUGGAGAAACGAGGACGGGCCAAAGGAAUAAUCGGUAGGACCCCUGAGGAGCAUCAUGAAGAGGCUGCCGAGCAAGAAAAUGUCUCUGCGGGUCCGAAGCUUGAGGAUGCUGUUGUCAAGGGUGCCGACACCAUCAAUCCGGUGACCGUGUAG